UAUAUUUUCUUCAUAAUCCUUCAGGAUAGAUAGUACCUUCUUUAACAAGAGAUGUCGAGAACAUCAAGAACACUUCAAGCAGAGACUUCUGAGUAUAUUUUCUUUAAACUCAAGUAAGAUAUUGCCUUCUUUAAAAACAGUUGUAUUAGAAGAGUGAAGACUUUCAUGGGUAGCUGAUGCUGUUUUCUAUCACAAUCAUAAUUUGAGUAUCUAAAAACUUCAGUGAUGCCAAAGCAAGGACCAGUAAGAAAACUCUCAUCUUGUUGAAGCAGAAUACUCGUUGCCAGAUGAUGUCUGGGCGAUGCUAGAUAUGGCAUGUGAUGAAUGGGAGCAUGGAAACUAAGGUGACUUUUUGUUCUUUGUUAAGAAUCGAUAUGGAAAUGAGAAUCAUAAUAUUAUGAAAUAAAAAUGAGUAUGAGCAUGAGUAUCACUUUUAAAAAUAAUAUUUGGUUAGUUAAAUAUUUUCUAUUGGAAUGAAUCAAACUUCUCUUUUUUACCCUUAGAAAAAAUAAGAGAAAAAAAAAAUAGAUGUGAGAGAAAAUUGAGUGUAAGAGAAAAUAUGAUGAGAGAAUGAUGAAAUAGAAAGUAUAUGAUGAGAGAAAAAAUAUAAUCGGAAAGAAUGAAAAGAGAGAAAGUGUGAUGAGAGAAAAUGAUGGAAGAAAGUGUGAUGGGAAAGAGUAUGGUGAUAACAUGUGACUAUGCUCACCCCCAAUGCCCCCGCCAACUUGUCCUAGGCAAGCACGGAGAAGGUAAAUUACGGGUGGUUACUAGUUUUUGGAAUAGUGACUAGCGCAUGAGGGAGUGAUGAGAGAGAGCAUGAUGUGAGAGGAUGAGGAGAGGAAGUAUGAUGAGAGAAAAUGAAGAGAUAGAAAGUGUGAUAAAAGAAAAUGAGGAGAGAGAGAUUGUAUGAUGGGAGAAAUUAAGGUGAGAGAAAAUAUGAUGAGAGAUAAAGUGUGAUGAGAAAAAAAGAUGAAAAAGAAUAUGAUGAGAGAGAAAGCAUAAUGAGAGAGGAUGAGGAGAGAGAAAGUAAGAUGAGUGAGGAUGAAGAGAGAAAAUACGAUGAGAGGGGAUAAAGAGAUAGAAUGUGAUGGAAAAGAUUGAGAAGAGAACGUAUAUGAGAGAAAAAAAAUGAUGAAAAAGAGUAUGAUGGAAAAGAAAGAGCAUGACGAGAGAUGAUGAGGAGAGAGAAUGGAUGAUGAGAGAGAAAGUAGGAUGAUAGAGAAUGAAAAGAGAGAAAGUGUGAUGAGAGAAAAUGAGGAGAGAGAGAAUGAUGGGAGAGAGUAUAAUGAGAGAAAUUGAGGAGCGGGAAAGUAUGAUGAGAGAAAGUGUGAUGAUAGAAUGAGGAGAGAGAAAAUGUGAUAAGAGAACAAAGACAGAAAAAGUGAUAUGAAAAAAAAUUGAACAAAUAUAUAGGGUAUUUUGGUCCAAAACUUGAUUCUCAUUUUCAUUUCCAUUAAAAUUCAUAGGAGGAGGUGAGUUUAAUUAAAACCUAAGAUUUUAUGUUUCAUUUCAAAAUUUUAAUUUCAUUCCCAUCAACCAAAUACAAGAUUUGAAAAUGAAUAUAUUCUUUCAUUUUCAAACCCCUAAAUCAAACACUAUCUAAAAGGACACAUUAAUAUUAUUAUAGUGGUCUUUUAGUUCCACUAGGGUUUAACCAUUCCUUUCUUCUAUAAAUUACAUUGUUGUUGUGGCGAUCCUCAACGAUUUUAAUUUUUAUUUUUCAUGUAGUACUUGUUCAUUCAAAAACAUUUUUAUACCUUCUGAAUCUUGAAGACGAUUUUUUAUUUUGUUUUUUAAGAAUUACGGAACAAAAUUACAUCGAUACCCUUAGGAGUGUUUAUUUGUCUAUUUAAAUCAUUCAAACCCAUAUAAUAAUUUUCUCGUAAAUUACUAAAUUGAUAUACUUAAAUUAACCCAAAUUACAAAAAGGAAUAUAUAUAAUGAUAAAAUGUAGAUAAAUGUUUAUAGAUCUAGAACAUUUUUUUCCUUUCACUUUAUCUUCUAUUACUUAAAUUUUACUCUACGACUGAAAUUAUUAUAUUAGUUUAUAUACUGGUUCAUACAAGAACAUAAAUUUGAAAGAAAAUUCUCGAGGGAGGGAGAAAUGGAGUAACUGAUAAGGGAUAGAUGAUUUUUCAGUGCUUCUUCACUCAUUGCUUUGCUUUUUUGAUACUUCAAUUGUAUAGACAAUCUAUACAAAUUAAGAGAUUUUUUUUUAAAAAAAAUUAAUUAAUGUUGAGUUUUUAUCUCCAAAAUAUGCCCUUGAUUUGAAUUCUCCAAUAAUUAUUUAUGUAAAUUGUAAAUCAAUUUCUCAUUAAAUGAGUUUAAUUGUAGUAUAGGAUAUUAUGAGGUGACCUUCACGGGUCGGGUUGGUAUAGUUAAUAUUUGCAAUAUAUUAUGUAGUUGAUUCUCAAUGUGUGAAAUGUAUCGCGGUCACUAGCUUGUAAAGAAAAUAAAUUUUGGAAACAGUGAACUGAUCUCCCUCUUUUGAGUGGGGACGAUGACGACGCCACUGGUGGAGAAGGAUGAGGGAAGAGGAGGUCAAUAGCUUCUCAAGUAAAGGAUUAUUGUGUUGGAGCGGAGCCAGUGGAGAAGAUGAAAGGAAAAGGUGCGGUCAUGGCGCACAGGGAUCAAAUUGAUGGACAAGUGUUCAGAGAUCCAGGUAUGCAGACAUAUGGCAUUUACUUCGCAUUCAAUACUCCACCUACUAGCCUACACUACACAUGCCUCCAACCAGGAGCUACCAUUGAUGGCAUUAAAUGCUCCCAUCCCUCUCCCCACCUUCUAGUUCCGCGCUUCCUCGAUCCUCCAUUCCAGUUUGUGCUCCUCCCCAGACGCAUCUACUUCUCCGAACCUUGCUUGCCUCCUAGGGUCAGGAAGACCGCCUGCUGACCAUGGUCUGGGGCGGGCGCCGUCGCAUUCGAGUUGGAGCUCGCAAAGUUGAGAUGUUUCGCAGGUUUCGUGUUCUUGGUCGAUUUCAAUCCUAAAAAUCUCAUCUUGCAAGCUGCUGCAUUCUGAUGAGGAAUCCCCGGCUCCAGGCUUGGAUUUGUUUUUCCCAUCAAGUUGGCUCUUUUGCGGUUGCUCAAAGAGAGAGGGGACUCCGUGAGUGGCCGCCUCUCAUCUGCUCGAUCUAAUGCAGCUCUUACAUAAAGGAACGAUAUGUUUCGGUGAACUUUAUUAGCUUUUGUUAUGCUGGCACGAAAUCCUGGGAUUUGACCAAAAAAAUGAGCAAUUUUGGUGUUGGAUUGCUCACUGGAGCUGCAAUUUUGGUGGUCAUUUGUGGAUCAGCUAGUUUGGGGGUUUCAGGUCUUGGGUCGAUGUCCUCCAUUGCUGUCUCUUAUGGAGAAAAUGGCCCAGUGUUUUGUGGUCUUAGCUCAGAUGGGUCUCACCUGGUCUCUUGCUUUGGUGCUGAUGCUUCGAUACUCUAUGGAGCACCUUUUAGACUUCCUCUCCUGGGACUUACAGCUGGUGAUGGAUUUGUUUGUGGACUCCUUUUGGAUGCUCACCAACCCUAUUGCUGGGGCAACAACAUCUAUGUUAGUAUGGGUGUUCCUCAGCCCAUGGUGGAAGGCGCAGCCUACUCAGAGAUCAGUGCCGGUGACGACCACCUCUGUGCCCUUCGUAUGCCGAGCAAGGGGUCUCGGAGAGGUGUAUCCAUAAUAGAUUGUUGGGGCUACAACAUGACUACCUCUCAUGAGUUCAAUGAUACUAUAAUGUCAAUCACUGCCGGGUCAGUGUUCAAUUGCGGUAUGUUUGCUCGCAACCGAACCACAUUGUGUUGGGGCGAUGAGACAGGGAGUGGUGUUAUAAGCCUGAGACCGAGAAACUUGAGGUUCCAGUCUAUUUCAUCUGGUGGGUUUCAUGUCUGUGGGAUCUUGGAGAACUCCCAGGUCUUUUGCUGGGGAAGGAGUUUGGCGACGCAGCAGUCUUCUUCUGACAUUUUAGGCCAAGGGGAUGUUAACAUGGUUCCCAUGGAUCCUAUGGUUUCGGUUGCUGGUGGGAGGUUCCAUGCUUGCGGAAUUAAGAGGAUGGAUCACAAAAUUGUAUGCUGGGGUUUCAAACUUCAGAAUAGUGUUCCCCCACCUAGAGAUUCAAGGGUGUAUGAGAUUGUCGCUGGAGAUUACUUCACUUGCGGUGUUCUCGCGGAGCCUUCACUUAGGCCACUAUGCUGGGGCACUGGAGGUCCUUGGUCGAUACCAAUGGCAGUUUCUCCUGGAAUUUGUGCUUCGAAUCCGUGUGGCCCUGGGUAUUAUGAAUUCAUCCACAUGAGCUCCGGGAAUAAAGUUUGCAAGCCAGCUGAUUCAAGAGUGUGCUUACCAUGCAGCAUCGGUUGCCCCGAUGGGACUUACCAAUCUGCACCCUGCAAUUUGACCUCGGAUCGUGGCUGUACUUUCAACUGUUCAAGUUGCACGUCAAGCGAAUGCCGCACCUUCUGCACAUCAGGAAACAAAUCAAAGGGCCACAGAUUUCUAUCCUUUCAAAUUCCAAUCUUUGUUGCCGAGGUUGCAUUUGCUGUUGUCUUCGUGAGCUCAGUUUCUGUAGUUGCAUGUCUUUACAUUCGUCACAAACUGCAAAAUUGUAGAUGUUCUGACUCUGAUGUGAUUGUACCUAAAGCCCCAACGUACUCAUUCCGCAAGGAGCCAAUAAAGGUCCGGCCGGAUUUGGAGGACUUGAAAAUCAGGCGAGCCCAGAUGUUUACGUAUGAAGAGCUGGAGAGGGCAACAGGUGGAUUCAGUGAGGAAUCACUGGUUGGAAAGGGCAGCUUUUCAUGUGUUUUCAAAGGGGUUCUGAAUGAUGGAACUCUGGUUGCAGUUAAGAAAGCCACGAGAGCAUCUGAUGUUAAGAACUCAAAGGAAUUCCAUACAGAACUUGACCUUCUUUCGAGAUUAAAUCAUGCCCAUCUUCUUAACUUGCUUGGGUACUGCGAGGAAGGUGGAGAAAGGUUGCUGGUCUAUGAGUUCAUGGCCCACGGCUCCUUGUAUCAACAUCUCCAUGGCAAGGAUCCGGGCCUAAAAAAGCGGUUGGAUUGGGUUCGCAGGGUCACCAUUGCUGUCCAAGCUGCUAGGGGAAUCGAAUACCUACACGGAUAUGCUUGCCCUCCUGUGAUUCACAGGGACAUCAAGUCUUCAAACAUUCUCAUCGAUGAGGAACACAAUGCUCGAGUUGCAGAUUUUGGUCUUUCGUUGUUGGGUCCAGUGGAUAGCAGCUCACCGUUGUCGGAACCUCCUGCUGGUACUCUGGGUUACCUCGAUCCUGAAUAUUACAAGCUUCACUACUUGACCACAAAAUCAGAUGUUUAUAGCUUUGGAGUUCUUCUCCUUGAAAUUUUAAGUGGUCGUAAAGCCAUUGAUAUGCAGUUUGAAGAAGGGAACAUCGUUGAAUGGGCUGUUCCACUGAUCAAAGCUGGGAAUAUUUCAGCAAUUUUAGACUCGUCGCUGAAGCCUCCCAUUGAGUGGGAGGCUCUUAAGAAGAUAGCUGCGACGGCUGGCAAGUGUGUGAGGAUGAGAGGAAAGGACAGGCCAUCCAUGGAUAAGGUUACAACUGCAUUGGAGAGAGGUCUCGCGCUCUUGAUGGGUAGCCCUUGUAACGAGCAGCCAAUAUUGCCGACCGAGGUAAUCUUGGGGAGCAGCAGGCUUCACAAGAAGGGUUCACAUAGAUCUUCAAAUCAGUCAUGUUCCGAGAAUGACACUACAGAUGCAGAUGACCAGUUCGAGUACAGAGCUCCUUCAUGGAUCACAUUUCCCAGUGUGACCUCAUCACAGAGGAGAUCGGAAGCUGAGACAGAAGGGAAGAAUUCAGACGGCAGGGGUCUAGGCAAUGGCGGGGCUGGGGACGGCUUGAUGUGCUUGGAGGAAGAGAUUGGGCCAGCAUCUCCACAGCAAGAACUGUUCUUGCAAAACAAUUUCUGAAUUCAGUGCUUGAACACUGAACAUGUAAUUACUUUCGUCGCCUGGCCAUUUGAUUCUUCAGUCAUUGUCGUUUAUUUUUCAUCCUUCUUCCGAUCCAUAGAGUGGGAUCCUGUAAACGGAUGUCGACUGAGCAUCCUUGCAUUCUAGUGUUUCGGUUCUGAAUGCAUUUAGUAAGCCUCUUGUAAGCAUGUUCUCCAUGAUUUCGAGUUAGUUCAACUGGCUUCAUGUUUAAACAAA
Zingiber officinale is the source of this 6146-nucleotide messenger RNA. RefSeq names its product serine/threonine-protein kinase-like protein CR4. Gene Ontology annotation, biological process: protein phosphorylation. Bases 3225 to 5909 code for a protein of 894 amino acids. NCBI's taxonomy places the organism in Eukaryota, Viridiplantae, Streptophyta, Magnoliopsida, Zingiberales, Zingiberaceae. The record is from RefSeq and is a predicted model, not a curated record. Gene Ontology annotation, molecular function: ATP binding; protein kinase activity; protein binding. The transcript is spliced from 5 exons.